Messenger RNA from Brachypodium distachyon (stiff brome), 3009 nucleotides. RefSeq names its product DEAD-box ATP-dependent RNA helicase 29. NCBI's taxonomy places the organism in Eukaryota, Viridiplantae, Streptophyta, Magnoliopsida, Poales, Poaceae. The transcript has 11 exons. The record is from RefSeq and is a predicted model, not a curated record. The coding region runs from base 126 to 2681 and encodes 851 amino acids. Gene Ontology annotation, molecular function: ATP binding; RNA helicase activity; RNA binding. Gene Ontology annotation, cellular component: nucleus.
CGGCGCAAGUUAACUACGGGCUAAACUCCUCCUCCUCGACCAUCUCGCCGCCGCGGCUGAGACCUAAAGCUCUAAACCCGUCCAUCUCUCGUCUCCUCCCCCUCCGCCUCCCACCGACCCACCCUAUGGCGCGCCUCACCCCCUCAACGUCUAGCAGCAAGUCGAAACCCUCCAUGGACGGCGCCGCCUCGUCAGGGGAGCACAGGCCGCGGCGGCGGCCGCAGAUGAAGUCGAAGGCGGCGGGGAAGAAGAAGGCGGCGCAGGCAGCGCAUAAGAAGCCCAAGUCUGGCGGGUUCGAGUCGAUGGGGCUGUGCGAGGAGGUGUACCGCGGGGUGCGCCACAAGGGGUACCGCGUGCCCACGCCGAUCCAGCGCAAGGCGAUGCCGCUCAUCCUUGCCGGGCUCGACGUCGCCGCCAUGGCUCGCACUGGGUCCGGGAAGACCGCUGCCUUCCUGGUGCCCAUGCUCCAGCGCCUCCGCCGCCGCGACCCCGGCGCUGGCAUACGCGCUCUCAUCCUCUCCCCUACCCGCGACCUCGCUAUGCAGACGCUCAAGUUCGCCCACCAGCUGGGGAAGUUCACCGGUCUAAAAACUGAAGCAAUUGUUGGUGGAGGUAGCAUAGACAGUCAAUUUGAGAUAUUGGCAGAUAAUCCUGAUAUCAUUAUUGCAACACCUGGUAGGUUAGUGCACAUUUUGACAAUGGUUAAUGACUUGUCACUGCGGUCAGUAGAAUAUGUUGUGUUUGAUGAAGCGGAUUCCCUGUUUAGCUUGGGGUUCGCCGAGCAAUUGCACACAAUUCUACAGAAGCUGAGUGAUACACGCCAAACAUUGCUCUUCAGUGCUACUAUGCCAAAAGCCCUCGCUGAAUUCGCAAAAGCUGGCCUACGUGAUCCUCAAGUUUUAAGACUUGAUGUGGAUAAAAAGAUAAGCCCUGAUCUAAAGCUUGUCUUUUUGACACUGCGUCAGGAAGAGAAACUAGCUGCUUUACUGUAUCUGGUCAGGGAGCGGAUCAGCUCUGAGGAGCAGACAAUGAUAUUUGUUUCAACGAAGUAUCAUGUUGAGUUCUUGAAUAUUCUUUUCCGAGAGGAGGGCUUAGAACCUUCCCUUUCCUAUGGUGCUAUGGAUCAAGAAGCCCGCAAUAUUCAUAUUUCAAAAUUCAGAGCAAAGAAGACCAUGCUACUUAUUGUGACAGAUGUUGCUGCAAGGGGCUUGGAUAUUCCAUUGCUUGACAAUGUGGUGAAUUGGGACUUUCCUGCAAAACCCAAGUUAUUUGUUCAUAGAGUUGGUCGAGUAGCUCGGCAAGGUAGAACUGGUACAGCGUAUUCAUUUGUCACUUCAGAGGACAUGCCAUUUUUAUUGGACCUACAUCUCUUUCUGUCGAAGCCUCUUAGACCUGCUCCAACAGAGGAGGAACUGUUGAAAGACAUGGAUGGAAUGAAUUUGAAAAUCGACCAAUCUCUUGCUAAUGGUGAAACCGUAUAUGGCCGCUUUCCUCAGACAAUCAUUGAUCUUUGUUCUGAUGGGGUAAAAGAAGUCAUUAACGGAUGCACUGAUCUGAUUGCAUUGGAAAAGCCAUGUGCUAAUGCUUUCCGUUUGUACCUGAAGACUCGUGCUAUGCCUUCAAAGGAAUCUAUUAGAAGGGCGAAAGAUUUUCCUCGUGAAGGUCUCCAUCCAAUUUUUAGAGAUGUUCUUAGAUCAGAUGAGAUAUCAGCUCUUGCAUUCUCGGAGCGCCUGAAAUCAUUUAGGCCAAAGCAGACUAUUCUAGAGGCUGAAGGCGAAGCUGCUAAAUCAAGAAGUUCUAAAGGUAGUAAUCAAUGGCUAGAUGUUAUGAAGAAGAAAAGAGAAGUCCAUGAGGGUAUCAUAAAUUUAGUGCAUGAGAAGAAUUCUGGUGAUCUGGCGACAAAGGAAGAAGAGGCGGAGAACAUUUCAAACUGGGAGACAAAAGAAGUUUGUGGUAAGAAGCGGAAGUCACAGAGCUUUAGAGAUGAGGAUUACUACAUAAGUUCAGUUCCUCAAAACCAACAUUCAGAAGCUGGGUUGUCAGUGAAGGGUAAUGAAGGAUUUGUUCAAGAUAGAUUGGACGCUGCUGUCCUUGACUUAGUUGAUGAUGAAACUUCUGGAAUGCAAUCCCAGAAAACUAGAUAUCACUGGAUGAAGAACAAGUUUGUCAAGUUGAAUAGUGGGGAUCGUGUCACUGCUUCAGGAAAGAUUAAAACGGAAAGAACUGCAAAGUCAAAGGCCGCGAGCCAAGAUAUCUAUAAGAAAUGGCAGCAGAAAUCACAUAGAGCAAUUAAUUCUGGCGGAAAAGAUGGUGACUUUAGAGAAGGGGCCCCAUCCACGCCAGGUGGCUAUCAAAGAGGAAACAGAAGACACCCUGCAGCUGGCCGUGGGCGUUGGUCUAUACCAAAUGCGGACGUGCCAUCUGAGAUAAGAAAUCCGCAGCAGAUGCAGAAGGGCAGGCAGCAAAAGGCAAUGCAAAAUAUGCGCAUGAAAGAGAAAUCUGCAAAGGAUGGUAAAUUUCCUGGUAAAUUCCAGAAAAACAAGAGGCCCGAUGGGUCCGGAAGAGAUGGUAAAUUCCAGAAAAACAGAAAACCGGAUGGUAAAGGGAGCAGAAAAGGAAAUGGGAACGGGUUUGGGAAAGCAAAAGGGAAGGGGAAACCCAAAGGGAAGGGCAGCAGGUGAAAUUAUCUGGCCAAAUUUUGCAGCCCACACUCAUACAUGCUGAAGCAAAGAAUGUGUUGUAGAACCAAAAAGGAAAGAACUGCGCGACCAAGAGCUCUUCUCUUCUCAUAUGGCACGUACCUGCUGAUAGCUCAAACAGGGUUCUUAAUUUACUUCAGAUUUGUUUCUUAUAUUGUAAUUCUUUUUGUGAUAGUCGGAAAGAAAUAACCCUGAACUUACCAGAAAUUUGAGGGCUGCUGUAACUCAUGCGACGUGAAUGACCAAAGUUUAUCUUACCGAAGCAUGACCAAAGUUUUGUUUGGAUAGCAGUCAACCUUCUGCAAGACAA